Molecule: messenger RNA, 1296 nt
Organism: Alligator sinensis (Chinese alligator)
Lineage: Eukaryota; Metazoa; Chordata; Crocodylia; Alligatoridae
Gene: CCNP
Product: cyclin N-terminal domain containing 2
Exons: 6
Coding region: 1-1131 (376 amino acids)
Biological process (GO): mitotic cell cycle phase transition; regulation of cyclin-dependent protein serine/threonine kinase activity
Cellular component (GO): cyclin-dependent protein kinase holoenzyme complex; nucleus; cytoplasm
Molecular function (GO): cyclin-dependent protein serine/threonine kinase regulator activity
Source: RefSeq, a predicted model, not a curated record
AUGAGCUGCCUGCGGGGCCGGGGCCUGCUCGCAGGGACGUCGCCUUCAUUGCCACGGCUGGUGAUGGACAUGGCGGCGGGGCCUGGGGGGUCAGAGCGGGGAGUUGGGGGUCGGGAGAGGGGGUGUCCCGCGCACCUGGGCUCCCUGGGAGGGUCCAGGGCCUUGACGGGCUGGAGCAAGGGCCUGGGAGCCCGUACGCCUGGUUGCCCCCAGCAUUGGGAGGGGAGCGGGGGCACCUGCCGCGCAGGGUCACCGUGCCCCCCGCAGAGGCCGCCGGCCGGCUGGGCGCCACGGGGCUGGGAGUCGGCACGAGUGGCGACGGCCGAGAUGCGGGCGCUGGUCGUGGACUGGCUGGUGCAGGUGCAGGAGUGCCUGGGCCUGGCGGACGACACGCUCCACCUGGCCGUGCAGCUGCUGGACGCCUACGGCCAGGCCGGCCCCGUGCGCGUCCGCACCCUGCAACUGCUCGGCCUCGCCUGCCUCUUCCUCGCCUGCAAGAUGGAGGAGACCCACUGCCCCGCCCCGGCCACGCUCUGCUUCAUGACCGAGGACAUGUUCAGCCACACGGCACUGCUGCGCAUGGAGCGCCGGGUCCUGCGACGCCUGCGCUUCCGCCUGCACCGCGCCAGCCCCGCCGGCCUCCUGCGCCUGCUGGCCACGCUGGGCCACUGCUCCCCUGAGACGGGCGCCCUGGCCAUGUACUUCCUGGAGCUGUCGCUGCUGGAGGCCGAGUGCGUGGCCUUCGCCCCGGGGCCGCGUGCCGCAGCCGCCCUGAGCCUGGCGCAGCGGGUGCAGCAGGAUGCGGGGGGCCCAGGCGCCCCUGCCCCCCUGUGCAGCGAAGAGGAGCUGCGUGCCCUGCAUCCCUUCGUGGCGCGCGCCGCGCUGCGGGCCGGCUCCGGCGCCCUCCGCGCCAUCUUCUUGAAGCACUCGCGGCCCCAGCGCCUGGGCGCCAGCACCAGCCCCGCCAUUGCCCGCUCCUGCUACCUCGCCCGCUGCCUGGCGCCCGGGCCUGAGCUCCCCCCCCGCAGCCUGGGCCAGUCCCCUCCGGCUGCCCCAGUAGUGCCCACUUUGAGAGGGCUACUGGGUGGGGAGCAGGGGCCUGGACGCCUGGGUCCACCUGCUCUGCUGUGACUCCUGAGCCCCUGCCUGGCUGCUGAGGGCACUGGAAGGGGGGGAGGGUCGGGGCUGGGUUGAGGGGGGCUCUCCCCCUCUCCCAGCUGCCUGCGGGGGGGAAAAAAAGGAAGGAAAACAGAAGUUUGUGGGGGAAAUGGCCCCAGAUUUGUCUAAUAAAGAGUG